AUGCUGCUGAUGCUGCUGCUGCUCGUACUUGCCGCCGACGGCGCAGCCGCUCCACAGGCGACCCUCAAUGACUGGAGCCAGUGGGACUUGACGAGCGUGCCGCCAGCGCCGCUGCUGCCGCCGCCUCUCCCAAUGCCGCCGCCUGUGCCGCCGCCGCCGCAAGCUCCAGUCGAGCCUCACACCGCGGCUCAGGUUUCUUCAGGCGUGGUGUCGGCCGUAAUAAACGAUUGGACAUUGUACGGCACUCCGUUGGCGCCACCGGCGCCGCCCUCUCCCCCGCCGCCGCCCAACCCUUCACCGGCGAAGCUGCUGAGCGUGCUGAUGGCGGCGCUCGAACUCGGCAGCAGGGCAAAGGCAGCGGCGGCGGCAGCAGAGGCGGCGGCGGCGGCAGCAGAGGCGGCGGCGGCGGCGGCAGCGUCAGCGGAGACGGCGACCGAGGCAGAGGCAGCGGCGGAGGUAGCGGCGGAGGUAGCGGCGGAGGCAGAGGAGGAGACUUGGGUCGUCGCUUCGAGCGUGAGCGAGAUUCGCCAGAGCAUUGCGCGCCAAGCGAGGCACCCGCAGCGUACGCUGCGAGUUGCCCUCAACGGCUCCUCCAAAUUCCACCUGGAUGGGGCAGCUGUCCUGAUCGAUGGCAUCGAUGUCACCCUCGCCG
Messenger RNA from Emiliania huxleyi CCMP1516, 652 nucleotides. RefSeq lists its product as hypothetical. The record is from RefSeq and is a predicted model, not a curated record. The transcript has a single exon. The annotation marks the transcript as partial. NCBI's taxonomy places the organism in Eukaryota, Haptophyta, Isochrysidales, Noelaerhabdaceae.